Molecule: messenger RNA, 1503 nt
Organism: Ipomoea triloba (trilobed morning glory)
Lineage: Eukaryota; Viridiplantae; Streptophyta; Magnoliopsida; Solanales; Convolvulaceae
Product: omega-hydroxypalmitate O-feruloyl transferase
Exons: 2
Coding region: 33-1403 (456 amino acids)
Molecular function (GO): acyltransferase activity, transferring groups other than amino-acyl groups
Source: RefSeq, a predicted model, not a curated record
AUCACCACCCAGAAUCAAAGAACAAGAACAACAUGAUGGAACAACAACCUCUGCAAAUCCUCCCAGAUUGUUUCUACCCAACCACCCCAACAUUAAUCCCUCCCACCUCCGAAACCCCAUCCCACUCCCUCCCCCUCUCCAACCUCGACGAUCAGAACUUCCUCAGAUUCUCCAUCAAAUACCUCUACCUCUUCCGCACCUCCGUCGCCGUCGACCGCCUCAAAUGCGCCCUCGCCAGAGCCCUCGUCGACUACUACCCCCUCGCCGGCAGGCUCCGGCCCUGCCCGGACGACCAUCGGAAGCUCGAGGUCGACUGCAAUGGCGCCGGCGCCGUCUUCGCUGAAGCUUUCAUGGAUUUGAGCGCCGAUGAGUUCCUAAAGCUCUCCGCAAAGCCCAAUAGCUCCUGGCGAAAGCUGCUCUAUAAAGUUGAAGCUCCCACUUUCUUGCAUAUCCCUCCUCUUGUACUUCAGGUAACGAAGCUCCGUUGCGGGGGAAUGAUUGUGUGCACGGCGGUGAAUCACUGCCUGUGCGACGGGAUCGGAACGGCUCAAUUCUUGCACGCCUGGGCCCACUUCGCCAGAGAUGACGUGGAUUCACUCAUCACCCCUUUCCACUCGCGUCACGUGUUCAAGCCCCGGGAGAAUCGCAAACCGACGUCGUUCCACCCGGCGUUUUCCAGGUCCUGUAAUUCCCAUUCUGCCCUCGACAUCACCAGAUAUUUACAGUCCCAGCCACUGACCCCUUCAUCGCUCACGUUCUCGCCGCCGCAGAUCCUCCGGCUGAAGAGCCAGUGCGCGCCGCCGCUAAAGUGCACCAGCUUCGAGGCGCUGGCGGCGCACACGUGGCGGUGCUGGGCGAGAUCGCUCGAUCUGCCGCCGUCGCUGGCGGUGAAGCUGCUGUUUUCGGUUAACAUCAGGAAGCGCGUGGAGCCGGAGCUUCCGGCGGGGUACUACGGCAACGGAUUCGUCCUCGGAUGCGCGGAGGCGCCGGUGAAGGAUCUGGCCGGCGCGAACCUGCGCGACGCGGUGAGGCUGAUCCAGCGCGCGAAGCUCGCGAUGACCGACGAUUACGUCAGAUCCGCCGUGGAUCUCCUGGAGGAUAAAUCGGUGACGACGGAUCUGUCGUCGAGCUUGGUGAUUUCGCAGUGGUCGAAGCUAGGGUUAGAGGAUCUGGAUUUCGGAGAAGGGAAGCCGCUGUUCAUGGGGCCUCUGACCAGUGAUAUUUACUGCUUAUUUGUGCCCCUUGUCGGUGACCCCAACGCUGCUAGGGUUCUGGUCUCUCUGCCACAACAAAUUGUCGCCAAAUUCGAAUAUUACAUGACGGAGUUCCUGGACACCAAGCCAAUUGAAGGUACCAUUAAUGGGCAUCUUGAAGUGGAAAAUCUUGAAAUGGUUUUAGCUUGACUCAUUUUAACCUUUUUUUUCUUAUCACUCCACUUGUUAAUUAUAUGAACUUCAUCCCUCUUUCUCAUCAAUCUAAUGAGAAUCCCUAGUUUUUUUUUUU